Messenger RNA from Parnassius apollo (apollo), 786 nucleotides. The record is from the annotation of a GenBank genome assembly. Lineage: Eukaryota; Metazoa; Arthropoda; Insecta; Lepidoptera; Papilionidae.
AUGUCGAUUGAUGAAAACAGUACGUCUAAUUUUACUCAAGUAUUAUCAAACCUAUUUGGAGAAAUGCUUCUAGCAACUGAAGUUUCAGACGAUAAUAAUACAGAUAUUGACUUAUCCCAAUUUAUAACCGCGUUAAAAGAACAUUCUUAUAAGAGCACCAACGAUGGCAUGGAUUUUGGUGCUUUAGUCAAAUUGGUGGACGGCUGGAGGAGUAAAUUAAACUUGACGAAACAUAUGGAUACAACAUCGUGUAAUUAUUGCGAAGGCGGUUUCCGGGAAUUCAUCCUCGCCUACAACAGCGUUCACGGCUAUGUCAGCCUAAUCGUAUGCUUUUUCGGUAGCUUGGCGAAUGCUCUAAAUGUUGCUGUGUUGACGAGACGUGACCUGGCCGCGGCUCCAAUCAACCGCUUGCUGAAGUGGCUCGCGGUCGCUGACGUCUUUGUGAUGAUGGAGUACGUGCCCUUUGCCGUAUACAGAUAUUUUGUACGUAAAUUAACAGCAUGUGCAGCUUCCCGUACGGUCACAGACAGGGCAAGCGGGGUUCAUCGCGCUGCACUACUUUGUAUAGACUGGAAAAUGGCUUCGAAUAGACAAGUAGUUAGCGUAGAUCAACCAAAUGCUGAAUCUAUUCUACUCGACUGGCUAAAUGACGAAGAUUGUACCGACGAUGAAUCUCAAUCACUUGAACCAUCUCGAGCUGUGAUACCUGAAGAACUAUUAUCCGACUCUGAAGAUGACUGUAUACCUUCUGAUCACGACUCGGACUCAGAGUGUUCAGUUAACUAA